Messenger RNA from Cydia strobilella, 5273 nucleotides. RefSeq names its product phospholipid-transporting ATPase VA. Gene Ontology annotation, cellular component: plasma membrane. The record is from RefSeq and is a predicted model, not a curated record. The transcript is spliced from 18 exons. Gene Ontology annotation, molecular function: ATP hydrolysis activity; ATP binding; magnesium ion binding. NCBI's taxonomy places the organism in Eukaryota, Metazoa, Arthropoda, Insecta, Lepidoptera, Tortricidae. Gene Ontology annotation, biological process: phospholipid translocation. Bases 472 to 4728 code for a protein of 1418 amino acids.
UUAUAGAUGUAAGUAUCGAAUCUAUCGAUAUUGUUCCUACACUAGCUGCUGUCAUCUGCGCGCAGCCGCAUACCCGCUCGCUGUUGUCGUUGCGUCAGUUGCUUGGCUGUCAGUCAGACUCAGACGGCUGAUUCAAGUUUGGCUAGUUUCGAGUGUCGUUUCAUAUCGUUGCACCGUGGCGGUUAUUAUUGUGUGAUUUCAUGUUCAAACAAACAUUGUGUGCGAUUGAGAAUGAAUAAAUCUCACUUAAAUUCGGUUGUAGUGUUCUGCGUUUGUUUGGUUCCUUCGAAUGAAAACUAGAGCAAUGUGUGAAAUUGUAAACAGAUGACUUCAAUCAAACCAUAUGUUUCGAUACCUGCAGUUGUUUGGGCCCAAUCUUAUCGAGAGUGCCGGAACGGCCGGUGAAGCGCCCUGAAUAGUGGAUUUUAAUGAGCAAAAAGAUAACACCGACCCCAUUUCAGAUGAAUAAAAAUGUCAACAGAAGGAAGCGGAGAGACUCCAUCGAGCGGUCCGAGCCUGCCUGGGGCGCCGGAGCAAACAUACCUAUUCCCAAAGGCGAAAGGGCAUUCGAGGUCCAUCAGCCAUGGAGGAACGCCAAUGUUGGCGGGCGCACCAGCGCCGCGGCCGCUCAAAUCGGCCCUGCGCGGCCACCAGCGCGCCUUCUCGCAAGGCCAAAUCGGCGACGGCCGUGCUGGAUCGGGUGCGCCGGGCCACAGCCGCACUGGGUCGCGCACAGACUUCAUCCUGCCACCUGGGCACCGCGCGGAUGCGCCGGCGGCGCCACGCACUGGUUCCGUGCGCGCGCACUCGCGGCAGGCCUCGCGCUCCGACUCCAUCUACACCCUGCGCCGCACGUCGGUGGUGAGCCCGUGGCGCCGCACAUUGUUUUGGCUGAUGCGCCGGCAGGCUCCUCAGGUGGACGCGCGUCACAUCACAGUCGUUCCCAACCACCUUGUGCCUGAAAAAACCCCUCCAAAAGAGCACCCAAAUGGCCAGCGCUGCAACAACAAAAUCAGGACUACUAAAUACACUCUGUUGUCAUUCCUUCCUAAAAAUCUGUUUGAACAGUUUCAUAGAGUUGCCAAUGUGUACUUUAUAUUCAUAGUGUUGUUGAACUGGGUGCCCGCCCUGAAUGCUUUUGGCAAAGAGAUUGCCAUGUGCCCUGUUGUGUUUGUGCUAACUGUGACUGCCAUCAAGGACUUAUUUGAAGAUCGACGGAGACACCUCUCUGAUAAAAGAAUCAACAAUUCCUACUGCAGAGUUUAUAAAGUGAACGUGGACCGAUACGUGCGAGUGAAAUGGCGCGACGUGCGCGUGGGUGACCUGGUGCACCUGUCCAACAACGAAGCGGUGCCCGCGGACAUGGUGCUCCUCCACACCUCUAACCCUCUGGGGAUCUGCUACCUCGACACCUGCAACCUCGACGGCGAGACCAACCUCAAGCAGAGGAUGCUACCGCCCGGUUUUUUAGAAAUGCAUUUAACUUUUCGUCCAUCGAAGUUCAAAAGCACAGUGGAAGUGGAACGGCCCUCAACCAAGAUCAACCGAUUCACAGGCACCAUCUCGCACCCGAACAAGGAGCGCGUGCAUCUCAACUCCGACCACCUGCUGCUCCGCGAGUGCACGCUCAAGAACACCGACUUCGUGGAGGGUAUCGUCGUGUACGCCGGCCACGAGACCAAGGCCAUGCUCAACAACGGCGGCCCCCGCUACAAGUGCUCCAAACUUGAAAAGAAAAUGAACACCGACGUUAUCUGGUGCAUCUUGGUCCUUCUAUUCCUUUGCUGUACAGGCGCCGUCGGCUGCAAGAUAUUUCUCGACAAGUAUUACAGCCUUCCUAACUUUCCUUAUUUCAUAAUUACCACGAACUCCCCCGCCUACGAAGGACUGAUAAUAUUUUGGACGUACAUUAUUGUCUUACAAGUUAUGAUACCCGUGUCGCUAUACGUGACGAUAGAGAUGACGAAGCUGUUGCAAGUUUACCACAUACACCAGGACGUGGAAAUGUACGAUCCGAUGACGAAUACUCGCGUACAGUGUAGAGCGUUAAACAUCACUGAAGAAUUAGGGCAAAUCAAGUACCUCUUCACUGACAAGACGGGUACGCUCACCGAGAAUAAGAUGUUAUUUCGUCGGUGUACGGUGGCGGGAGUGGACUACGACCACCCGCCGGGGCCGCCGGCGGAGCCGUCGUUGGACCUGCCGCCUAUCGUCACCCCCGUCACUCACAUCUCGCCCAACACCAGGAUGCUUCAGCAUUUGCUCGACAACAAUGGAAAUGAACACACUCAAAAGGUACGAGAGUUCAUGCUGAUCCUGGCGGUGUGCAACACGGUGGUGGUGUCGCAGCCGCACGUGGACGCCAUGCACAUGAGCGGCUCCAGCCCCGGCGACCCGGAGCCCGCGCGCUCCAACGGCACCGCUCGCUCCACCGACAAAUCGCAGCGAGGGCGCAAGGUGUCCAAAAAGCUGGCAACAUUGCCCCGCUGGGUGGCCAUGCUCAGGGCCAGAUACGCGCGGCUGACAGAGUCGCGGUCGACCACGCCGUCGCCGCCGCCGUCCACGACGUCGCCACUGCGCUUCAAGCUGGCGCGCCUGCCCUUCGUGCGCGGCGACGACAUCAGCGCCAGCGAGCCCAGCACUAGCGCCGACCAACAGACGGUGCGUUUCGAGGCGGAGAGCCCCGACGAACUAGCGCUGGCGGAGGCGGCGCUGGCCUACGGGUACGAGCUACGCUCACGCGCACCUCACGAGGUGGAGGUCGGCGUGCGCGGCGAGCUGGCGCGCCUGCGCGUGCUGCGCGUGCAGCAGUUCGACGCCACGCGCAAGUGCAUGAGCGUGGCGCUGCGCGACCCGCAGGGCCAGGUGGUGUUGUACGUGAAGGGCGCGGACAGCACGGUGCUGAGCGCGCUGACGCCGGCGCGCGCGGGCUCGGCCGAGGCGGGCGCGCUGGAGCGCACGCGCGCGCUGCUGUCCGACUACUCGCGCGCGGGGCUGCGCACGCUGGUCAUGGCCAAGCGCGGCAUGAACGCCGCGCAGUGGGAGGAGUGGCUCGCCUCGCAUCAGCGCGCCUCCGAGGUGCCAGAGGGUCGCGAGAAACGCAUUCGCGAAUCGCUCGCUCGCCUCGAAAGCGCUUUAACGCUGGUCGGAGCUACAGGCGUCGAAGACCGUCUCCAGGAGGAUGUGCCCCGCACCGUGCGGGCCUUGUUGGACGCCGGCAUCAUCGUGUGGGUGCUCACGGGGGACAAGCCUGAGACCGCCAUCAACAUCGCCUACUCGGCGGCGCUGUUCUCACAGAGAGACAGGCUGCUCCAUCUUAUGUCGAGAGACAAGGACCAAGCCGAGUCUACGAUCAAGGCUUAUUUAAGUGCUCCACUUGGGCCAGGCGGGCGUGCUCUGGUGGUGGACGGGCGCACGCUGACGUACAUCCUGGACCGGCGCUCGGGGCUGGUGGCGCCGUUCCUGACGCUCGCGCGCCGCUGCUCCGCCGUGCUGUGCUGCCGCGCCACGCCGCUGCAGAAGGCGUACAUCGUGAAGGCGGUGAAAGAGGAGCUGGGAGUGACGACGCUUGCGAUUGGGGAUGGAGCCAACGAUGUGUCCAUGAUUCAGACCGCGGACGUCGGCGUUGGGCUGUCCGGGCAAGAGGGCAGGCAAGCGGUGAUGGCGUCCGACUUCGCGCUGUCGCGGUUCAAGUUCGUGGAACGGCUGCUGCUGGUGCACGGCCACUGGUGCUACGACCGCCUCGCCAGGAUGAUACUCUACUUCUUCCUCAAGAACGCUGUGAGUAAUCGAACAUCUCAUAAACAAGCGGUGAUGGCGUCCGACUUCGCGCUGUCGCGGUUCAAGUUCGUGGAACGGCUGCUGCUGGUGCACGGCCACUGGUGCUACGACCGCCUCGCCAGGAUGAUACUCUACUUCUUCCUCAAGAACGCUACGUUCGUGUUCCUCGUGUUCUGGUACCAGUUGUACUGCGGGUUCUCGUCGGCGGUGAUGGUGGACCAGCUGCACAUGAUGACAUACAACCUCGUGUUCACCGCCUUCCCGCCGCUCGUCAUCGGUGCGUACGACCGCGUGGCGCCGGCCGCGCUGCUGUCGGAGCGGCCCGGGCUGUACAGCGCGGCGCGGCGCGGGCUGGCCUACCAGGCGCACUCCUACUGGCUCGUGCUGGCCGAGUCGCUCUACAUCAGCGUCGUCAUCUUCUUCACCGCCGUCGGCGCCUACUGGGACUCCACCGUGGGCCUGUGGGCCUUCGGCAUCUGCAACAUGACCGGCUGCCUCGUCAUCAUGCUGGCGUACGUCGCCAUCGAGACUAGGAGCUGGCUUUUCUAUCAUAAACUUACGGUGAUCCACGCGAUCGCGCUGCUGGGCUCGCUGGGCGCGUUCUUUGUGGGCACGCUGAUCUACCACUCCAUCCCCUUCUCCAUCCUGGGGAUGCCCAUGGCCUACCACGUCAUCCACCACGCCAUCGCCGACCCCACCUACUGGCUGGUGGUGGUCGUGGCCGCCGUCGCUUCGCUCGCGCCGAGAAUGGCGUACCACGCGGUCCGUAACUCGUGGCGGCCCAACGUGCUGGGGCGCGCGGUGCUGGCGCGGCGUCGCGGCCGCGCGCGCCUGCCCUACGCCGCGCACUACCACUGCGGCACCGCUAGCGCCGAGGCGCACGUGUACAGGUCGACGGACGAGGACGGUCUGCAGAAGACCGCCGCGGACGUGGCGGCCAUCACGUGACCGCGCCGCGAGCUCCGAACCUAGGCUGUGAUCUGUGUUAAAGUAGAUGUAGAUUGUCGACGCGCCCAGACCGCCCACCGCCCAGACCGCCCGGGCGGCACGGCUACCGAAACGUUGCAUCGUCUCACGCUCUUACUCAUUUCCUUCCAGAAACAGAAUCUCCUAUCUUGUAUACGUAAGAAAAAGGUAAAAGAGGUAUUCAAUCCACUAAACUGAAUGAACCACAUUUAGAAUUCGUUUUGUGAGAAUAAAAUAAUAAUUGGAUCCCUAAUUAGAUCUAUUCCCGGUAAAUAAUAAUACCUAAUUGUAGUAAGUGUUCUGGAAAUCAGCUUUAUAAGUUUUGAACCUUGCAUACGAAAUAAGUGCAGUCGAUGAAACGUUUGGUAUAAUAAGAUGCCUAGUUGGGUCAGCGUAUUCGAUUUUAUAGACUAAUAUAGUGUUUUCGUAAGAUGUCGGGACCAAUGUGUCACAUUCUAACAAAUGAUUCAUGCUACACCGUGUCAUAUACGACAAAAAGUCGAGUGGCAUAAAAAUACACAUACUUU